CACCCACCCCCUCCAGCGUUAUGACAUUUGUGAACAAGCCCUCUCCCUGGCCGAUUCUGUUCCUAACAGGAAGCGGUGGCCCCUCGGUGACCAGUUGUACCGGAAGCGAAAUCGACAAACAGGUCGGCCUAUGGGAACGACGGGUCAAAGGCCUCCGCCGGAUGAUACUGGGCUGGGACCAAACGAAACCACCCGACCUGCCCAAUCGAAUAGACAUCGACGUGGCCGGGUGUACCUCGGUCAGCCUGCGGCUAUACGAACCCCUCGAAGGUGCCAUAUCAACCAAAUUCAAAGUGCAAUGGUCUUCCCGAUCGGACUUUAGCAACGUGGUCGGCGAGCGGGAGGUCAGCGAGUGGACCAGCUUCCACGGGUGCAUGGGUGCGGUGUGCAAUCUGAGCGAACUGAUCCAAGGUCGGAGGUACUUCUUCCGGGCUUGCGCCGGCAACAUCAAAGGCUGGGGACCGUACAAACUGUCCACGCCGAACUGUGUGGUGCCAUCUAGCUGGCGCGAUGUGGAAAGCCGUGAAAAUCGGUUCGCCGGCAAGCAGCGCAAUCUGGACGACCUGUUCAAUGCCGUUCGGUUGGCACGGCCAGAGGACGCUUCCGAAAUCGCCCUGGACGCCACGGCGCCGGCCAAACGAGCCAUCAAGAAGAAAACCACCAUCAAGCAGCUCUUUUCGGCGGCGUCAAAGUUUCAAAAAAACCUCAAACGGGGCAUCUAUCUGGCGUGUGUGCUCUACCACGAGGACAAACUGCUGCUCACCAACGAGGACUUUGUGCCGGUGAUAGAGAUUGACGAAACGUUCACCAGCAACCUGCACACCGAUUUCUACUGGCUGAUGAAGGUGGCCUGCACGUGGGACGACGUGAAACUCCUGCGGAUGGACAUGGAACGGAACGCCUCAUCGGCGAUCCACUUCCGCACCAAGCUGCUGUCGGCCGCAUGUCAGAUGCAAUCCGCCCUCUCCAUUACGGAUCUAGGUCAAUUAUACUACAAACCGCUGCGCGACGUGCACGGUACGGUGGUGCUAUCCUGUGUUAACUGCAUAAAGAGUCCGAAAAGCGUUUCGGUGCUAAACUCCCGUUGGAUUCCGCUAAACAAAAUCCACAAGAAGCUGGCGCUCUCCACCGAGGACAGCAGCAUCAACGAGCUGCUAAUGAACUCCAUUCAGGACCAGAUCAACUACCACCAGGUGUCCAACAUCCGGUUGCCGCGGGGUCUGUACGUUGGCUAUCUGAAGAUGCAGAGCUCGGUGGACGUGAUCCAGGUGGUGGUCCCGGUCAAGGCGCCGAACGUUCUUCCGCACUGCAAGAUCCGGGACAAUCCGCACGUGUCGGCCGAAGAAUGGGAGCUCAUCAAGCAGCACAAAGCGCCCAGCAUCCUGGAGUUUCGACCGAAGAAUCAAGGCCCAACGGAAGUCCAGCUACACUUCUUGGAAAUUCUCACCAAAGCCGUGCACAACCUGUUCCAGUACAUGGACAUCCCGGUGGACGUGGCCGUGGCCCACCGACUGUACGACAUCGAGGUGAUUGAGCUGAACAACGACGUAAGUUUCCUGAUCAUCUGCCCGCCGGCGGAAAGCAGCUGCGCCGUGCCCGGACAGAAGGACAUCCUGCUGCAACGGGGCGAUUUGUUUUCCAUGCCCAUUCAGGCGUUCGAGAUGAUCCACUUGAAGUCCUACCAGAGUAGUAUAGUUCAGAAGUAUUCGAGGUUGUCGUGUAUUCUGGAGCUGGAUACUAUGAUGGCUAACCAUCUACAUAGGGAGGCGUUUAGUACUUCGGAAUUGCAGAAGGCGAAAGAUCGGUUAGCUAAACUUCAGGAUUUGUCUACGGGAUUGAAUACGGUUUGGAAGGGGGUCCGGUGGUUGAUGGACGUCAUUGGGUACGCUAGGGAUAGGGCCAAUAUGCCGGAAUUGAACAUGAAGCAGAUCUUGGACUACAAAAGUACGUAUUUCGGUAAGAAAGGUGCGGAGAAGAAAGGUGGAAGCGAAACGCAGCUGUUGCAACCACCGACUAAUCCACCGGUGUUUCACAAGAGCAGUCCUGGAAGGGGUUCUUGGCCUGGACCUGCCGUUGAAUACCCGUUGGGUCAUAACGGUCUGUUGGACGCAGAGCAUUCCAAGUCCGAGCAACUGCUAAAGUACAAUAGUCAAAGAUUCCUCAACGUAAGCAAUAUGAACUCGCGGAAGAACAGUGCCGAUUCGGCCUACUCGAACUCCGCGAAUAGUUACUACUCGGUGACCGAGGUCGAACCCGAGAAGGAAUUCGUAACUCCAAGGCUACCGCCAUCUAGGUCGGAAGAUACGCUGGUGGAUAAAAAGAAGUCUUCCGAACAAUCUAGCGCGAGUAAAAAGCGACCUCCAACGAUGUAUUCCAGCUAUUCGGCGACGUCUAGCCCGUUGUUGAGUGUUCGUACGCCCUUCGUGGCUACGAUUGCCAGCGUAACAAAGACUUCCUCUUCCGGAGAAGACACCGAGAACCGAACCGUCAUACCUGCCCCUUUGAAAGUUAGCAAGAAACCCCGCGACCAAGCAUUAAAGACGCUCAACCAAAUCGAACCGGACUACGAACCGAUAGUUACGACGUACCUAAAGCCGACCUUGACCGCCCUACAGAACGAAGCGAAAGGUUUCCAAACGGCCCUGCACAUUGCCGAAGAACCCCAGGGUCCUCUGCAGCAACUUCCACCGGACGUGCUGGACCACCGAACGAUGGCGGCAUCCACCGCCGUACCGGACCUUGCUCAAUCCUCCCAACGACGACCGGUCGUAUCGCCUAAUCCUGCGGAACCGGUCCCCGCCAGCGAAGGGACCCCUCCGGCCGAACCCAGCACCCCGCUACAAACCAGUAUCGUCCAGGUGUACGCCGCCUAUGAGACAGGCCUUCCGAGCGGAACCUCCCUAAAACUGCGCGUAACGCAGAAGACUACGGCGCGGGAGGUGAUCGAUCUGGUCGUCAAACAGCUCAACAUGGCCGUGGUGCUCAAGGGGAAGGACGGUCCCAUCUACGCCGCCGACAAGCUGGACAACUUCUGUUUGGUGGCCGUGAUAGGGGCGAGGGAACGCUGCCUACGGGACGACUUCCGGCCGCUGCAGCUGCAGAACCCCUGGAAGAAGGGCCGGCUGUACGUGCGGCAGAAACAUGAUCUCCUAGCGGCAAUCGAACAUUCCAACCGGGAUAUGGCGGAAAUCUAGUGAUAGCGAGUGCGUGCCGGUGUGUGUGAGGUUGUGUGAUCCUGUUCGGAUUUUUCAAUGUGUGCGCCCGUGUGUUAGUUGUUAGGGACGAAAUUACGCUGACUUAGGGGCCUGAACGUAAGAGGGAACGGAGCGCACGACUUUUUAGAAGAAAUGCUACGAAUUAGCUCUUGAAGGAAUUACUGGACGAAUUUCUAGAGAAGCUGCAAUAAAUUGCCACAAAAAUCCUGUCGUGUUUUGUAGAUGAUUUGAAGUUGAGGUCAUAUCCUUGGGUACGAAAGUGACCCCGUUGUCUUUGUACUAGCUCAGGGCAACAUUUCAAUAGUGGUAUGGAGCUAGAUUCGCCCAGAAAUUCGUUGAGCCCUCGUGUUGCUUCAACAGAGGAAGCAGACGCUUCUGUAGACACUUCUUGGAUUAAAUCUCCCCGUGUACCGUCCCGGUCUAGGUUCCGGUAGUUACGAACGGCUUACUCAGUCCACCAUAUAAGCAGAUCUCUUGUCAAAUCAUGUAUUUCUGGGCAAAUUUUGAAAGUUUCUGCAUUCUUCUUCCUCCGGAACAUCAAACUGGUUCUGGGCGGCGAAGAAAAGUCGCCCCGGAGGCUGCCGGAAGUUUAAAAAUCAUCACUACGUUGACUGCAUGAUUCACAAGACUGAUUUAUUAGUUCUGUUUACCUGCCUUCUACCGUGCGUCUCCAUGUCAAAUCCUGUUAUUCUUUCUUUCAACUUUUACUUUUCUCGCAUUUUUCAGUACCUCUUCUAUUCUCUACACAGUGUAAUGAGCGCUUGCACACUGACGUCAUCAUUGUAUCCUUCUCUUUAUUUCCUUCGGCGUCGGUCCAUAAAGCCGUCCUUGCCCUCUAUGAGGUUAGGUUUUUGCUGCAAGCCUCUAUGCAGUUUUUUUAACCUGGAUUGGAACUGAUUCAGCGGAGAAUGUGUAAACAAACAAACGUCAAACAACUGAAUAAAAAACGGCACAAGUAAACAUUACACUCUUAACUGCUUCUAUCCAAAUUUUCAAGAGAAAGUACCCAAUGGGUAGUUUUCUAUAGCGGUUAUUUUUCGUGAUAUAAUAUGGAGUGGGAUAUCCUUUACAAAUAGGGUCGUCAUCGCUUCUCUUCCGUUCCCAUUGCGUUCGAGGCCGCAAGUCGUUCCAACUGUAGAAUAAACUAAACUGAAGAAACAAAAAAAAAAGAAUAAUGAAAGACACCGAUGUGAUAGAACCUUUUUUAAGAACCAACCGCCUUGGUUUCGCCGAAAGAAGGCUCUCUAUUUUAGUACCAAAACACACUUUAGGAGAGUGCGUGUAUGAUUUUAGAUAAUUUUUGCUUGGCGACUAAAAGAGGCGCAAACUAGUUUUAGGGAAAACAUGAGUUCAAAGAUAAAAUUUUUGAUUUCCGACGAGUUAUCCACCCCAUUUGUAAAGAGAGUUGUACUGAGGGAUUAAAUUACUAGUAGCGAUAGGAAAAAAAUGGAUUUUAAAACUAACCUAGAAACUAAAGUAGAAGAUAGACUAAAUGUCCUAAAGGAGAAGACAUCAAAAAAAUACCAAAUAGCGGAUCAGAGCUGAAAUUGACUUUUGAAUAAUCCUAUAGCUGUGUACGUUCUGAACCUACCUACUGAUAAAAUAGAACAAUGGGCAUACAAGCAAACACUCCAAAAGUAUUUCAAAUUCGUAGGUCAAAGUCUGGGUAGUUCGAUUUUUAAUCAAUGUUGAUGGCUGACUUGUUGUUAACUAGACGUUUUCUUGAGGUAGAGCCGAUGGAAGUUAAUCGGAAAGCGUAGAUCUUUGUACCAUUCGCGUGGAAACGUAGUUUCCCAGUCAAGAACGUUCUGCUGAUUUAGAAAAUACCUAGAGAUAUGUUUAACAUAAUAGAUAAACCGAUGAAACGGAAAUCUUAUGACUUCGAACAACUUAUUUAGGAGGAUAGUUUUUGUAAGACAGAAUCGCUCAUCAGUAUAAAUCCAGGUACAAUGUUGAGGAAGUUUAUCCAUCGAACAGUUGAGUACGUUAUUCACAUCGAGCUUAUCUCUCCAAUUAUACGCGAUAGAUUCAGAACAAAAAGAACACUUUGUUGAAACAUUACGAAAGAAAGAACACCUCCAAUUUGUACCAAGCAUUACCACCAUCCCCAUCUGUUUUGGGUUUGGAAGCAGUUCGGGUUCGGGUUCUCAAUUAAACGCAUAUGGAUGUAGAGGCAAAUAUAAAUCUUAUCGACAAACAAUCGAACGUUGAAACAAAACUCUAAAAGUAAAAACCAAUUGUACAUAGAAUAGUGUAAUCAAGCAAACCUGAACAAACAAACAAAUCCCAUACGAUGAAAAAAAAAACUAAACAAAACACAAACAAUAGAUAUUAAAAGAAACACACCAUGGACAGGAGGGGAGGAGCUGGUUCCACCAAAAUCCAAUCUAACUAGAAUUAAUUAAAUUCAGAACAAGAUGCACCCAAGAGAUUCUCUAUACAUGUUGAUCAAAAAAGUAUUUAAAAAAUA
Messenger RNA from Aedes albopictus (Asian tiger mosquito), 5685 nucleotides. RefSeq names its product ankyrin repeat and fibronectin type-III domain-containing protein 1. Gene Ontology annotation, cellular component: spindle. The coding region runs from base 21 to 3194 and encodes 1057 amino acids. Gene Ontology annotation, molecular function: protein binding. The record is from RefSeq and is a predicted model, not a curated record. The transcript is spliced from 7 exons. Lineage: Eukaryota; Metazoa; Arthropoda; Insecta; Diptera; Culicidae. Gene Ontology annotation, biological process: regulation of establishment of bipolar cell polarity; establishment of mitotic spindle orientation; signal transduction.